AUUUCUUUGUGUCAAACUACACUUCCUGCUUUUGCUGGUAGAAGUGUUUCGCAUCGUUGUGUAUGAAACUGUAYUAUAAUUGMAUUUCAAAAUGAAUACAGUGRUGUCGAGGGCAAAUUCCCUCUUCGCCUUCUCGCUCAGCGUGAUGGCAGCUUUGACGUUUGGCUGUUUUAUCACGACAGCGUUCAAAGACAGGAGGGUACCGGUGGAUAUCCACGUCUCGAGAGUAAUGCUGAAAAACGUGGAUGACUUCACAGGACCCAGGGAAAGAAGUGACCUGGGGUUCAUCACCUUUGACCUCUCUGCUGACAUAAAGCCCAUAUUUGACUGGAACGUCAAGCAGCUCUUCCUCUACUUGUCUGCCGAGUAUGCCACCAAGAGCAACGCCCUGAACCAGGUGGUUCUGUGGGAUAAGAUCGUGCUAAGGGGAGAGAGCACCAAGCUCAACCUCCGAGACAUGAAGUCCAAGUACUUCUUCUUCGAUGACGGAAACGGRCUUCGGGCGAACAAAAACAUCACCCUGACUCUGUCCUGGAACGUGGUGCCCAACGCUGGGAUCCUGCCCCUGGUCAUGGGCUCUGGCCACAUGUCUGUCCCCUUCCCCGAAUCAUACGAGACCACCAAGAGUACAUAA
Messenger RNA from Salvelinus sp. IW2-2015, 634 nucleotides. RefSeq names its product signal peptidase complex subunit 3-like. The record is from RefSeq and is a predicted model, not a curated record. Lineage: Eukaryota; Metazoa; Chordata; Actinopteri; Salmoniformes; Salmonidae. Gene Ontology annotation, cellular component: membrane; signal peptidase complex. Gene Ontology annotation, biological process: protein targeting to ER.